Messenger RNA from Lolium rigidum, 855 nucleotides. Its product is annotated as putative glycine-rich cell wall structural protein 1. The transcript has a single exon. The coding region runs from base 1 to 855 and encodes 284 amino acids. Lineage: Eukaryota; Viridiplantae; Streptophyta; Magnoliopsida; Poales; Poaceae. The record is from RefSeq and is a predicted model, not a curated record.
AUGGCUGCUACCACUAAGCUUAUAGCUCUUAGCUUUGUUGUCCUCUUGAGCAUUGGCUUCACCAGUGCUUCACGUAUGUUAGCUAGCUCAUCCAGCGCCUCAGGAGGAGGGUCGGGAGGCGGAGGUGGUGGUGGUGGGGCGGGUGCAAAUGGAUACGGCGGAGGAAGCGGACAAGGUGGUGCCACUGGAUACGGCGAAACCUUGGUAGGUUCAGGUUACAAGUAUAACCAGGCGAAGGGAGCUGGUGGAGGAGGAGGAGAAGGUGGCGGUGGUGGUUCAAACGGCGGAGCAGGAUCUGGUUCUGGGACCGGCGGUGGCAUCGGCUCUGGUGCGAGUGGUUCUACUGGCAGUGGGCAGGCCAAUGCUAAUGGUAGUGGUGGGGGUGAGGGCCAAGGUGCUGGCGCCAAUGGGUCUAGCGGACAAGGAGCCGGAGCAGGCGGUGGUGAAGGAAAUGGUGAGAGUAUCGUAGCACCAGGUCCAUCUGCUGGUGGUGUUAGCUACUCCGAUGCCGCUGGUGGUGGUACCGGUGGUGGCGGCGGGAACAGUGGAAAUGGUGGCGGAGAAGGAACUGGAGCUGGAAAUGCCGGUAACGACGGCACCUCGGGCAGUGCCAAUGGACAGGGUAGCGGCAACGGUGGCGGCAUAGUUAAAGGUGUUGCUCAAGGGCCAAGCGUCGGAGUUGGGUCUGGUGCAGGCUCCGGAGCUGCACAGACCGCUAGCGAUGGACCUUCUGGUUCAGGCUAUGCUGCCGGAAGCGGUGCCGGUGGCGGUGGUGGUGCAGGUGGAAGCGAGAAUGGCGGGGUUGCCAGCGGUGGAGGCACGGGACAAGGGUCCGGCAGCGGAUCAUACCCUUAA